This is a messenger RNA of Peronospora matthiolae, 693 nucleotides long. The record is from the annotation of a GenBank genome assembly. NCBI's taxonomy places the organism in Eukaryota, Oomycota, Peronosporomycetes, Peronosporales, Peronosporaceae.
AUGCGUGAGCGAGAUAUCCCUUACAAAGUAGUGAGCACCCCCAGCGGUAUGCUCUGGGAGUGGAUAGCGAUGCCACAGGGGCUAAGUCACGCCCCCGCAACGUUUGACAGAUGUGUUACGAAUCUGUUGCGAUCGGUGCGCGACUUCGCGCCGAGUUAUUUCGACGAUGUCUUCGUCCAUAGCCGGGCUAGGGAUGGAAAGACGGACGUGGAGGUUCAUAGAAUCCACGUCCGGAAGGUUCUUACUCUAGUGCGAGAGCAUAAGGUGUUCGCAAACCUCAAGAAGUGUAUAUUCGAAGCGAACGAAAUACCACUUCUCGGUUGCAUCGUGGGUAAAAACGGUGUACGCCCUGAUCCGGAAAAGAUCAAGGCGACUAGCGACUGGCCUGUGCCAGUCGACGUCAAGGGACUUCGAAAGUUCCUUGGCUUGGCAGCGUAUUUGCACAAACACUCGCGCAUCUAUGCCGAGAUGACUGUACAUCUCUCUCGUCUGCUAAAGAAAAACGAGAGGUGGUCAUGGAGCACUGAGUGUCAGCACUCUUUUGAUAGCAUCAAGAAAAGCUUGGUGCAAUCGCCUGUGUUGGCGAUUGCAGACCAGGAUAGACCCUUUCAUGUGGUCUGUGGCGCCAGCGAUUUUGUUAUCCGCUGCGCGUUAAUGCAGUACGACUCAGACGGCGUUGAGCGCGUCGCCUGA